GACGUCAACGCGUUUGAGCAUGCCUACUACGCUCGAACAUAAACAAAGGCAGGACGCUGAACUGCAAUUAACUCAACUCUCUAGGUAUUGUAUAUGCUUAACAGUGCAGGAAAAUUGAAGAGCGACUUAUUUCUGGAGCUAUGGACAACGCAUUGUUGAUGCGAGUAAGUGUGUUUACCGACCAAGGAGGCAGGAAAUACAUGGAAGAUGUGACCGAAGUCAUAGUAGAGCCCGAGCCGGGAGAAGGAGAGCCGACGUCGGGUGAGCCAGAAGAGACCAGUGGGGGAGAGUGUACGUUCAGUUCUUUGGCUGCGAACACGCACCCAGAGCGGACGGGUGAAUCCGUUGCGUCGCCGCAGGUUUCAGAUGCAUCAUGUGAACCCGUGCGAACGGAAGACCAACGUAUAUUAGUGGAAACAUGUUUACCGGGAGAUCAGAGCCCAUCGCGAGCCGAGCCGAGCCCGGCGAGUCAUUCCCGCCGUUCCGUCGCAUUCUUCGCGGUGUUCGACGGACACGGUGGUCGCGAAGCUGCGCAGUUUGCGCGAGACUAUUUAUGGGAGUUCAUGAAGAAGCAGCGGGGGUUCUGGUCAGACUGUGACAUGGAGGCCUGCGCUGCUAUACGCAAAGGAUUUGUAGCCUGCCACCACGCUAUGUGGAAAAAGCUACCUGAAUGGCCAAAGACACUCACAGGCCUUCCUAGCACAUCGGGCACCACAGCCAGCGUAGUGGUCAUCCGCGGGAACCGCAUGUAUGUGGCCCACGUCGGGGACUCAGCAGUGGUUCUAGGGGUCCAGGAUGACCCCUCAGACCCGUUCAUCAGAGCUGUGGAAGUCACACAAGACCACAAACCUGAACUACCUAGAGAGAGGGAGCGUAUUGAAGGUCUGGGAGGGAGUGUUAUCAAGAAAUCUGGAGUGAAUCGGGUUGUCUGGAAGAGGCCAAGGCUAAGUCACAAUGGCCCAGUCCGUCGGAGCACUGUCAUUGACCAGAUACCAUUCUUGGCAGUAGCCCGAGCUCUAGGUGAUCUGUGGAGCUAUGACUUCUACAGUGGGGAGUUUGUGGUUUCUCCAGAGCCAGAUACUAGUGUGGUGACCCUUGACCCCAGAAAACACCGCUACAUCAUCCUGGGCAGUGAUGGUCUGUGGAACAUGGUGCCACCUCAAGAGGCUAUCUCCAUGUGUCAGAACAAUGAUGAAGCUAUGGCACCAUGCGGGGUAUCGAGUGCCCGGCAGCUGGUCAGUCAUGCUCUGCUGCGGUGGCGCCAGCGCAUGUUGCGCGCUGACAACACCAGUGCCAUCGUUAUCGCCUUGCAGGAGCCUGGGACCUCCCAGGAUGUGCUGCACCAUGAGGAGGUGCUGCUGGACUUAGCUAAGGUGUCCCAGUGUCCUCCUACCUCAAUGUCACGCGCUGACACUCCUCUCCUUCAGCGUCCUCUAGAUGAAGACUCCCCCUCUGCCAUGUGUGAGCUCCUCCCUGCCUUGGAGCGACGGGACGGACUAUCAGGAAGAAACAGCCUGUACCACAUGAAUCUGUCUGACCUGUUCACUCUGACUCCACUGUGUCCAAACAGUAGCGUUGAAUUGCCCAGUCAGUCCAGUCCCACUGAAAGGACAGUUGGUGGCAGAACGGCUGGCAGCAAAAGAACUAUUGACAGAUCAUCAGCAGGCCAGACAGCUAAGAAGGCCCGACGCAGGACUGCUGACAGGCUGCUGCUGGUCCAACACAACACAGAGAAAAAACAGAAGGAGUUCAAUAACAUCUCACCCAUUCAUCAACAGCAUAACAAGACCACAGUGUGUGUGUGCUGAAACGCACAGACACAUUAACCUGCUGCUUUCCACAGUCCACCUCAUUUUCAGUGGUAUUUCUGUUCCUUGUUCGUAAUUGUCCUGUACAUUCUCACAGUGCAAACCAGCCUUGCUGUAAAGGUUGUGGAGAGACUUGUCUACUUGCUCUGCACUGGGACAAUACACAUUUGAAAACUUAAGGAGUGCUUGUUUUCACAAAACAGUUGUUAGUUUGUUUCCAAAUUCCUUCCCGAAAUGUUGAUUAAAGGUGUCUUAAUGGUUCCUCUUGCUGGUAACAGUUGUAAGAAAUAAGUAGGACUAAUAAUGCUGGUGAAAUUACUAUGCAUUUUACAGCUGAGUAUUAAGUAAUUUUAACUGUUCAUGUAAAACCAAUCUAUAUUUUUGUACAUUCUUUUAUUGUUCGAUGAUAAACAUGAAAAUGAGCUCCACGACAGCUUUCACCUCCUUUUUAUCUCUCCAUAAACUAUUGUGUGCACACCCUUGGUUUAAACAUGUUUGUGUUUUUAUUCUCAUAAUUAUUUAAUUAAUAUAAACCAAAGGUGCGGCUACAGUCACAAACCUAUAAGCUACUACAUUGUGUAUAUUGGUAUAUAAAUGUAUGUAGUAAGUGUUGGUAGCACUUUUAUUCUUUGAGAGUAUACGUAUGACCCAUCCCUGCAAGGUUUCAAAUAAUGGAAGAUGUUUUUAAGUGUUAAUUGCACAAUGCAUCGUCCCUACAGACGAGAUUGUCUCCCAUCCCAAAUCCAUCCUCCUCCCUUGUUUUAUCUUUUUUUGAAGAGAGUACCUGUUCUUUCUGUUUUGUUGAGGCUGACUCAGAUGUCCUUUUCAUUCUACUUAUACAUGCUAUUGUCCCUCCUUAAUGCAGCUUCAGUUGUAUGGUUACUGAUGUAAGCACAGUGAUAAUUUGUGAGUAAAUACACAAUGCAUGGACUUUCUAAGACAUUUUGCACUUUAAUGCUGAAUUGUCUUUAAGAAGAGUGUUUGUUUUUGAGGUUCCUGUUGUGUGAAAAUUAUGUAGAUAGGAAUGGAUGCCAUGAUUGUAUUCUAAAAUGAAAACACAGCAAAUUACGAUAUUUGAGAUCAAAGAAUUUUAACUUUAAUAAGUGGAAGGGAAUCCUCACUAAUCUGAAGAGAGAUAGACGAACCCCUUUGCCUCUGAUGGUUUUAUAACAGGUCAGACACUGUAUUAUUCAGAUGAGAAAUAUAUUGGCUGCAAGAAAAUAAUGACCGGUAUACAAAUGAAUUUACAAAUAAAACCUUGGUACAUCAUAAUGCAUUUUCAUUGAGCUAAGUGCAAUUAACAGGAAUUUGUAGCUUUGUGGAUUGGUUCAAAAAAAAUUGACACACCCUUUCUUCAAAAACAGUCUGUUACUUUGCUUGCGAUCCCUGUAUUACUUUUGUAUAUGUUUUUAGUUUUUUUAUUUAAAAGAAAUCUUAUUGUAAUCAUUUACUCACAUCCCUGAUUCAGAUGGCUGUAUUAACAACCUAAAGUGCAUGUGUACAGUGUAAAUGUGAAAAAUUCUUCACAUGAACCUAUUUAAAUAAAUUUUCUGAAG
Anoplopoma fimbria (sablefish) is the source of this 3364-nucleotide messenger RNA. It is a transcript of the gene ppm1da, whose product is annotated as protein phosphatase, Mg2+/Mn2+ dependent, 1Da. The record is from RefSeq and is a predicted model, not a curated record. Lineage: Eukaryota; Metazoa; Chordata; Actinopteri; Perciformes; Anoplopomatidae. The coding region runs from base 141 to 1808 and encodes 555 amino acids. Gene Ontology annotation, molecular function: cation binding; mitogen-activated protein kinase binding; protein serine/threonine phosphatase activity. Gene Ontology annotation, cellular component: cytosol; nucleus. Gene Ontology annotation, biological process: protein dephosphorylation. The transcript is spliced from 6 exons.